CAAAGCGUAUUGGGGCUGGUGAUGACGUAACCCAUUGACUGUGGAGGUUCAGAGAUUAAGGGUAGUAGCACAAAAAGUUUCAUAUAUUAGUCAUGUAGGCAAAGUUGCGAAUAGGCAAAAUAGUUCACGAUAGCUGACCAGGGUGCCGAAACGGAGAGCAUGAUAAAUAAAACAGCUGGUAAAAGUUACCCAUUGUUGGAUGUAAAACUUGCUAACCACCCCCGGCUUGAGUAGCGUUAAAAAAAAGUCAAGUGGCUACAGCUAAUGCGACGCUAGGCAACAUUAGUUGGCUAACCGGAUCCGUUGACAGAGGUCGACACAUUACGGUGCCUGUCAGGCGUUAACAUGACUGGUGUGAACUAGCGGUGCUGUCAAACAAAUUCAGUGUGUACCACGGCCAGCCGCAGCUCUGUCGUUAGUUUGAAAGCCGGCUACAUUGGAGGAUACGAUCAUGUUAGCUAGCUAAGGCGGGCGGUGUUAGCUUUAGCAAAACAAGAGCUCUGCUUCGGGAGUCAGCUGACAACCUGCUCUAAGCUGCCAACAGACCAGUGAUGGAUCAACUGAAAGUAAAAGAUCGUAUAUUGGAAAACAUCUCCCUGUCUGUCAAGAAGUUGCAGAGUUACUUUGCAGCCUGUGAGGAUGAGACUCCAGCUAUCAGGAACCACGACAGGGUCCUGCAGCGCCUCUGUGAACACCUUGACCAUGCUCUGCUGUAUGGGCUGCAGGACAUCUCCUCAGGCUACUGGGUCCUCGUCCUUCACUUCACCAGGAGAGAGGCUGUCCGCCAGAUAGACGAGCUUCAGCACAUAGCAACCAACCUUGGCCGAAGUCGUGCAUGGUUAUACCUGGCACUGAGUGAGAGCUCUUUAGAGAGCUACCUGCGCCUCUUCCAGGAGAACCAAGGAUUACUACAGAAGUAUUAUUUCAAGAACGCACUGGUCUGCAGUCAUGACCACCUCACGCUUUUUCUCACUCUGGUGUCCGGCCUGGAGUUCAUUCGCUUUGAUUUGGAGCUGGAUGUCCCCUAUCUGGAUGUGGCCCCCUACAUGCCAGAAUACUACAAACCCCAGAACCUGCUGGACUUUGAGGAAAGGCUGCCCAGUUCAGACAGCUUGUCUCUGCACUCUUUUACCUCCCUCACCUCCACCAACCUGGAGUGGGAUGACAGUGCCAUAGCCCCCUCCAGCGAAGAUUAUGAUUUCGGUGACAUCUUCCCCGUGUUGCAGUCAUUGCCAAGUGCAGACUGGGAAGAGGGUGACCUGACUGAUCAGGCCAGCUGCCCACGGUCCAGUGGCUCUGAUCCCCAAACGGUCAUUAGUGACACAGUCGUCCUUUCUGCCUGCGCUGUUAAGGUGAAGGUAGCAGCUCAUACUUCUCCACACAGCCCCACAUCCAGACACAACCCCUUCAACGAGGACUCAGACACCAACACCACCAACACCUCAGCUGACGUCACGCCAGUGCACGUGGCCAGUCGCCAUAACGCCUCCGCCACCGGAGAUGACACAGAGAGCACCAGCAAUGAGCUGGAGGUCAUCAGGAUGGCCAGAAGAAGGAAACCAGCCAAGAAGCGACGAGGGAAGGGCUCCACAGACUCCAGCAGCAGCAUCCAUAACUCUAUCUCCUCUGAUCACAUGGAAAUGGACAACAGCCUCCUGGCAUCGGAGGAUGUGGAUUCAUUAAACUGCACUGUAAUUCAUCUGGAUGGUGAAGGAGAGUUGAGGAGAAGCAGGGUGGGAUCAGAGGCUGUAGAGGAAGGAGAUGAGGAUGGAGUAGAGGGCCUUCUACGCCUUCCAGAGAUGACGGACACCUCCAUGGACAGCGUGGGCCAACCCCUCCGUGACGUCAUGGACCGGCUCAAUGGAUCUCUGGACAGGGAGGAGGCCUGGGAGCACACAGGGGAGGAGGAGGAGAAAAAUGGUGAAGGCUGUAACCAGGGCCCCGAGCCCCCUGCACAGCAGCCCUUUCGAGAGGAUUCAGGAGGCGAGCCACCUGACCCAGCUUCAGGAGAGACGUCUCGCUCGCCUCUGCCCACAGGCUCCAAGUUCCUGCAGGCCUCUCCUGCGCCCACAGACUUAUGCUGCUUUACCCCCAACAGUCCAGGCUCUGCUCCCACAGGUAGUGGCCACUAUGACUCUACAGAGCAUAGCCAAUCACAGACUCUUUCAGGUGGCCUUGAAGAUGAAGGAGAGACAAAAGCGCAAGCAGAACAAGAGCCCAACAUGAAGACAGAUGAGGUACAAGGAGAGGAAACAGACAAGAAUACAUUUACUGAGGGAACACAACAACAACUGCAAAAAGAGAAGCUUAGUCCCUCAGAGAGUUCUCACCCUGCAGAGUUUAAGGUGGACAAUAAUCACCUGCUGCUUCUCAUGAUCCAUGUGUUCAGAGAGAAUGAGGAGCAGCUCUUCAAGAUGGUGAGGAUGAGUACAGGUCACAUGGAGGGAGACCUGCAGCCCCUUUACCUGCUCCUGACUGACUGCUACAUCUACCUGCUUAGAAAGGGUGCAGCAGAGAAGCCCUACACGGUAGAAGAUGCUGUUUCUUACAAUGAAUUGGAUUAUCUCUCAGUGGGCCUUGACCAACAGACAGUGACAGUGGUCUGCACCAACAGACGAAGAAAAUUCCUCUUGGACACAGCUGAUGCCUCACUGACUUUCUGGUUCCUAUCUGUUCUGAAGUCAGCCAUGGUGAAGGGUUGUCGUGAGCCUCCCUACCCCUCUGUUCUGACUGAUGCUACCAUGGAAAAACUGGCUCUCACUAAGUUUGUGUCCCAGGAGUCUCACUGUGAGGUAUCAGAAGUGUCUAUUCAACUCUACUCACUAGUCCACUGGGAGGACCCUAUGGACAUGACUUUGUCUCCCCAAGGUGGCCCACCAAGUUUGGGAGGAUCUUCCAGCACCAAGGAAGGAACUUUGCAGUACCGGUCUGGAACCACUUACCUGGGCAAAGAGCUGUGGAAAAGCUGCUACCUCGUCCUCAGCAAUGGCAUUCUUUACCUGUAUGCAGAAAGAACUGAUGGGAUCCCUCUGCUGUCAGUCACUAUGGGAGGGGAGCACUGCGGAGGCUGCCGGCGCUCGAACAGCACAGAGCGUCCCCAUGCCUUCCAAGUCAUCUUGACAGAGCGCCCCCCACUGGAGCUCAGUGCCAACAAUGAGCAGGAUAUGGCUGACUGGAUGCAGCUGCUCUGCCAGUCUGUUUCCAAAGGGGUCAUCCCUCAGGGUGUGGCCCCCACCCCAUGUAUCCCAUGUUGCCUUGUGGUGACAGACAGGAAGCUGUUAACCUGCCAUCAGGACUGUCAGACGAGCUUCUUCCGUUCCCUUGGCAGCGCCGAUAUCUGUGACGUCACUGCUGUCAGCCUGGAGGCCAAUAAGGAGUACUGUGUCAUCGAGUUUGCAGCAGAUCGGGCUCAGUUCCUCCCUCCCUGGGUCUUGUACUUCAGUGGCUGUGAGGAGAGAGAUCGAUUACUGGAGGCGUUAGACAACACAUGGAAAGCCAUUUACCAGGUUGACCUUCCCCGCAGAGACGUGUGUGAUCUGUCGGUGCAGAAGCGUUGUAGUGAGGCCCUCGCCCUCAUGAAGAGCGCCUGGCAGAGGGCAGACAGUCUGGCCCGAGGCAGAGCUCAGCGUGAACCCUGGUGCUGAUGGACACACACACAUGCACGCAUACAUCUCCCUGUUAGCCACUGAGACAGACUGAUAGUUAAACAGUCUGAUAUAGUCCCAGGAUACAGUGUGAGAGGGAGUUCUGGAUGUUAUAGUCUGUGUUACUGCAAAUCAUUCGCAGUUUUCCACAGAAAGACUAAGAUAAACCAAUCAGAUGUGGUGUAAGCUUGUGAUGGACUUUACUGAUGAAAUGUUGCUAUCAGAGAAACGUCCUGCAGAAGUAGCAAUGCAUAUGACACAUCCAAUCGCAAAGAUGCAGCAGUGAGAUCUUCACACAUGAAAUGAAAUGACAGUGUAUUUUAUUAUUAUCCUGGUCAUACAUUACCAAAAUUCCUUUAUUAGAGGGACUUUAGACGAAGCAGCAAUGUAGACAAAAUCUAAGUUUGGUGUCACACGAUGUGGUUAUAGUAUUCUCUCUGCAGGAAAUAGUGAUGAAUAGAUAUACAAGGCACAUACAGUCAUGUUGAGAAGACUUUGUAUACAUCUUGCACUCAAAUACAGCCUGCUGAGUCAUUUUACUUUGAGAACUUUGUCUCUACAAAGUAAAUGCCUUUCCUUCAGUGGAUCAUCCAUCUUAAAAUGAAGACUUAAGAAAGGAUUUCUUCUUUAAACCCUCGAUUUAAAGUCAGUGAUAUACUACAUACUGUGUUUAGUGCAUUGAGAGAGCUGAGUGGGGAUGAAGACAAGGAUCUGUUACUAGUAGUUUCCCUGCACAGUGAGAUAAAAGAAAUAUCAAUGAUUUCUUUAAAAAAAAUCAAUCCAAAUGCUUCUUGUGAUAUAUAGUAUAUCAAGGAAGCUGUGUAUGAAGGGGACAGGUGCUGCUUGUUUGGGAUGUGGAAAAGUUCACACUCCUUGCCUUGUAUACACACACACACACACACACACACACACUCACACUCACAAUAUAUAUACAUAUAUAUGUCAUAUAUCAGUAACGCUGUCUGGUUGCAUACGUGUGUGGCGAUGACGGUCACUCCUGGCUAAGAUGUUAUACUUUACCAUAACUGUGGUAUAACUGUAGAGUAAAUGUACAGCACUGUACAUAAUCACUUACAGUUGUGUCUGAUAUUCAGCUUUGAUUUGUCUGAGGACACAUACCUCUUCACUGAAUGAGUCUCACACCCACAUUGUACAUUAGCCUGAGAGACUGAGGAUCUCAAUAUGAAGUAUGCCUGGAUAUUGCUGCACUGUUACAUGACAUGCUUUUGCCUGAGAUCUUGCUUUAUCAAUUUAAAUGUUGUCACUCAGAUAAGGAAAAAAAACCCUAUCAGGAAAUGCAACAGACUUGCCUUCCUCUCCUCUGUAGAGACGAGCAGAGGCUUCCAUGCAGACUUGCACAUUGUUUUUGCUGUUAGUCUUUUUUUUUUAAAAUGGUACCAGUUGUAGUUUUGAGUUAAUAUCAUAACAUUCUGUUUUAUCUCCAUUUUAGAAGAGAGUGCGAACCGUUGUCACUAAAUUCUUCAGCUGAGUGGUGACAGUGUGUUGGUAUUGAUUUUUGUGUCUGCAUUAGCAGAUGUGUUCUUCUCCAUUAACAGAAUUACAGUCUGUAUGAAGAAUCCUUUACUGACUGAGAGCUACAAGUUGUUUUAGCUUCUCGUUUUAACAUUACACCAGUGUCUGUUGGCAUCAUAACACACUGUGAUGUACAUUAAGAUCUGGCAUUAGAGCAUUCCCUUCCGCACUAGUCAUCAUAGGACCCAAAUUAAGAAAAUCCUUAAUUAGCCUUUCAGCUUAGAGCAAGUGUAGCCCCUGUUGUCAGCAGAUCAUUGCUUUUAAAUAGUCCAUAAUAUUAUCUAAUAUUAAAGCUUUACUUGGAAAGGAAUAAGAUUCAAAAUGAAGCCUUUUUAGUGUCCCUACAGAUUAAAGUCAGUGGGUGUUAAUGCAUGUGUUACAGUAUGUCCUCAACAUUAACAUUGAACAGAGCUGCUGCUGUCGUAUCAGUGGCACUGUGUAACUGCCCUUAUCACAAAGUGAAGAUAAGUGUGAGGUUUCCUUUGAAAUGACAGUGUUGCCUUUUUGACAACCUUGAAUGAACUGGUUGAAAUGGCCAAUUUGUUUGAAAUGAAAUGAAGCAUUAUUCUGCUGUUUGAUAGUUGCCUUACACUGAGCAAUUUGGCUGAUGCAUUGGAAGACUUAAACAAUCAUAUAAGUUUAUGUGGUGGUUUUUGGAUGGGUCAAAAUCCUGCUGUAUGUUAGAAUGGGAGUCAAACCCUAAUACACGAGUACAGACAUAACGGUGUCACCACCAAAUGUUGCAUAUUCAGCAACAUAAGGUAUAGAAAAAAAACGUUGUUGGUAAAAAUACCAAAACUUAGGCAUUCAAAUUAUACCCAGCCCUAUGGAUUUGCCACUUACUGUCAUGUUUGUACAAAUGUCUCAGUCACACAGUGUUAUUCUAACGUCAGCAUUACUCAGUUCUUUAAGCCUUUCUAAGUGCCACUUGGUCUCGCUCAUCUUCUGCUCUUUUACAAAGAAAUCUAAUCUCAGGUGAAAAUGUUACUUCACAUCCAAAACCUUAACAGUCACCGAACUUUUUUUUUUUUUUUUUUUUAAAUUGCUGCUGUUUUGUCUAAUUCAGUAUUUUUUAAAUCCAUUUUUAUACUUUGGUUCCUCCCAUGUUCCCUGCAGCAUUAUGAAGUUAUAUUGCGCACACACAGAAGACUGCAAAGUGAUACAAGACAUUUGGUGGAAAAGGUUUUAUAUAAAAGUCCUUUAAUAAUUCAUUGGGUUCCAAAAUAGGAUUGGUUGAUUGUGUGUCUGAAAUCCUCUCCCCCUGUGGAUUACUUCAGGACUUUUGACCAGAGAGAGAAGAGUUGCAAUAGUUGGACUUACUUGAAAUGUUUGUUGGAUUAUCAAUGAUAAAUUAAGUGCUUAGAGUUGUGACGUAUGAAGUGUAUAUAAAGAGGAGUUAGUCUUUUUGAGCAGUGUUUUGAAUUUGGGACAUUGCUGGCCAAUGAUGGAUGACAUCUUCUGAGCGAUGCAUUGUGAAAAGUGCGUUUUGAUUUUGUUUAUAAAUGUAUACUGCAUGUAAUAUUUAUGUAAUGUUUAGUUUUAUUGAAUUGUAAAUACAGCACUAAUCAAGUAUAACAUACUGUAAACACCUACAGUAAUGACGUGCAUGUCCAGAAGGUUUUAUACUGUUCAUAAUGGUAAUGAAGGUACAAAGAAACCUUAGUGAUUGGACGGCGUAACUGAAUAAACUGAAAUAAAACCAUG
This is a messenger RNA of Lates calcarifer (barramundi perch), 6881 nucleotides long. It is a transcript of the gene plekhm2, whose product is annotated as pleckstrin homology domain containing, family M (with RUN domain) member 2. Gene Ontology annotation, cellular component: endosome membrane. Gene Ontology annotation, biological process: Golgi organization; positive regulation of membrane tubulation; regulation of protein localization. NCBI's taxonomy places the organism in Eukaryota, Metazoa, Chordata, Actinopteri, Centropomidae. The record is from RefSeq and is a predicted model, not a curated record. The transcript has 20 exons. Bases 552 to 3644 code for a protein of 1030 amino acids. Gene Ontology annotation, molecular function: kinesin binding.